AUGGAUUUCUGGCAAAGAGCUCGGAGCUUCGCCGAGGAAGCCGCGAAGCGAUCGCAGGAGCUAACUCAGGGAAUCGGCUCCACCAAUUUCUCCGAUGUAGUAUCGGAGGCGUCGAAACGGUCUAUGGAGUUGGCUGCCGAGGUGUCAAACAAGUCCAAGGAAAUUGCUGUUGAGGCAUCGAAGAAAUCCAAGGAGAUCGCUUCCGAAGCGUCAAAGAAGUCGAAGGAGAUCGCCUAUCAGAUCAAGUUUCAGAUCCCUCCGGUCGCCGCCGUGGCAUUGACUAACCUGGUAGACUCGGGUCAGAAGGGAAAUGAGGUUGAUCUGGAGAAGUAUGGGGUUACUGAUGAGCUCCGGCAGUUUGUGAAGGGGAUUACUAUGAAUACUUUUCAGGAUUUUCCGCUUGAAGAUGACUCAGAGAUGUCAGAUAUUCCUACUGUUUCAAAUGUUCGACAGGAUCUCACAGAGUGGCAAGCAACCCAUGCCAAGCUUAUGCUUGCAACAGUGAAGGAAAUUUCUAAGCUAAGGUAUGAGUUAUGCCCAAGAGUGAUGAAAGAGAGGAAGUUUUGGAGAAUCUACUUUAUUCUAGUUAACAAUCAUGUGACACCGUAUGAAAAACGGUAUAUGGAAGAGGUGAAGCUAAAAUCUUCAGAAAAGGAGAAAAAUGCUGGCGGGAAGGAAAUUGCAUCAGGUGGAACAUCUUCUAAAGCAGCAGUGGAGGUUUCAAACCAGAAAAACAAUAAUGCAAAGUCACCUGCCUCUGAGCAGGAUUUAGAUGUAUUUCUUCUUGGAGACCUUGAGGACAGUGAUGAUGGUCCAGAUGGUGGUGAUGAUGGAUUUGAUGAUGAUUUUGACAAGAUAUAG
Fraxinus pennsylvanica is the source of this 861-nucleotide messenger RNA. NCBI's taxonomy places the organism in Eukaryota, Viridiplantae, Streptophyta, Magnoliopsida, Lamiales, Oleaceae. The record is from the annotation of a GenBank genome assembly.